ACUGUGCUGUGAAGCCAUGGCAAUGAAGUUGAUUUGUGGUUGUCUUCUGGCAGUUGCCAUGAUUGGCUAUCUGGCUGAUGCUCAGUAUCAGCCAACUAAGCCACAGAAUCUGUGGCCCCCGAAACCUCAGGUGACUGCACUGAAUCCGUGGCCCCCGAAACCUCAGGUGACUCCACUGAAUCCGUGGCCCCUGAAACCUCAGGCGACUUCGCAGAAUCCAUGGCCCCUGAAACCUCAAUUGCAUCCGCUGAGUCCCCAGCAUCCUCAGGUGUCUCCGCCGUCUCCGUGGAAGCCUCAGGUGUCUCCGCCGUCUCCGUGGAAUCCUCAGGUGUCUCCGCCGUCUCCGUGGCAGCCUCAGGUGUCUCCCAAGCCUCUGCAUCCGACAGACACAGUUCACAGUUGUGAAGUGGCUGAUCAAUACAAGAUACCGUGUGGAGCUAGUGGCACCACUGCUUUAGCUUGUGGUGCUCUAAACUGCUGCUUUGAUGGACAAAGUUGCUAUUAUGGCAAAGCUGUGACUCUUCAGUGCACCAAGGACGGCCAAAUUAUUGUGGUGGUGGCCAGAGACGCCACACUACCCUACCUCGACUUAGACUCAAUUUCUUUCCUUGGAAAUGAUGAAAACUGCAGUCCUGUUGGCACCACUUCAGCUUUUGCCAUAUACCAGUUCCCUGUCACUGCCUGCGGCACUGUCAAGAAUGACGAGCCUGGGAUUCUUAUCUAUGAGAACAGGAUGUCCUCCACAUAUGAAGUCGCUAUGGGACCCUACGGAAUAAUUACCAGGGACAGCCAAUAUGAGCUGGUUUUCCAGUGUAGAUAUGUCGGCUCCUCGAUUGAGGCUCUGGUCGUUGAGGUUGGCCUUGUUCCUCCACCACCCCCAGUUGCAGCUCCUGGACCUCUGCGCGUGGAGCUGAGGCUGGGCAAUGGACAGUGUACUAUGAAGGGUUGUAUGGAAGAGGACGUGGCCUACAACUCCUUUUACGUGGAUUCUGACUACCCCGUCACAAAGGUGCUCAGGGAUCCUGUGUACGUUGAAGUCCGAAUGCUGGAGAGGACUGAUCCCAACCUUGUCUUGACUCUUGGACGAUGCUGGGCAACUUCUAACCCCUACGCUCAUAGUCUUCCUCAGUGGGACUUGCUGAUUGACGGCUGCCCAUACCGUGAUGACCGUUACCAGACUGUCUUGAUCCCUGUGAAUUCCCCAGAUAUCUUGUACCCAACCCACUACAAACAUUUUGUUUUCAAGAUGUUCACAUUUGUAACUACUGUAGCUAACCAUCCUAGCAAGAAAACGACUGCAAAUGCAGAGGUCAUGGUUCCUCUCCACGAAAAGGUGUAUAUCCACUGCGACACAGCUGUGUGCCAACCCACUCUUGGAAAUAAUUGUGAACCCAGGUGCUUCAGAAAGAGGAGAGACGUUGCUGCUUUGAGCCAUGGAGGCUCCACAGCUGAGAGCACCUUGGUUAGCAGUAAGGAGCUUGUCCUCAUCAACGCAAGCAGUAUUCAGUAAUAGCAUGCAGACAGAAAUUUAUCAUGAAAUAUCUGUUCCAGAAGCUUACUAAACAGUGAUUGAGUCAAAUAAAUCUCUAAGUUGCUGAA
This is a messenger RNA of Anarrhichthys ocellatus (wolf-eel), 1599 nucleotides long. Its product is annotated as zona pellucida sperm-binding protein 4-like. Gene Ontology annotation, cellular component: egg coat. Bases 17 to 1510 code for a protein of 497 amino acids. NCBI's taxonomy places the organism in Eukaryota, Metazoa, Chordata, Actinopteri, Perciformes, Anarhichadidae. The record is from RefSeq and is a predicted model, not a curated record. The transcript is spliced from 8 exons. Gene Ontology annotation, biological process: binding of sperm to zona pellucida; prevention of polyspermy. Gene Ontology annotation, molecular function: acrosin binding; structural constituent of egg coat.